UCCCCCUCUCCCCGUUUCUCAGAUGCUGCUGAUGAUCGGCGAGGGUUUCGGAGACGCCGGUGAGACAGUCUGUGGAGCGGUGGUCAACAUCCGGAACAAGGGAGACAAGAUCGCCAUCUGGACCGGGGACGCCAAGCGGGCCGAGGAAAUCACCAAAAUCGGUCAGCGUCUGAAGGAGGUCCUCAACAUCAACCCCAAGAUCACUAUCGGCUACCAGGCCCACUCCGAUACGAUGGUGAAGUCUGGGAGCAUCGCCAAGAACCGCUAUGUCGUCUAACAGCGCCGUGCGAGGCUGGGGAGGCGCCGCCGCCGAUGGUGAUGAUGCUGGUGCUGAAGUUGAUGUUGGUGAGGGUGAUGAAGUUGGUGAUGCUGAUGUUGUUGAUGCUGAUGCAGUUGAUGCUGAAGCUGGAGUUAUGAUGUUGCCGGUUGAGUCUGCCAAGCACCGUCUGUCUCAGUUAAGUUGGUUACUACCUGGUUGACCAACCGUUUAGCCUGGCGUAAGGCUGGAAAGCCCGACUACGACGACGGCUGAUAACUUUGUGGGUGAUAGAUCGGUCCGUGAUAGACUGCCAGAGCAAGGGAGCCUGUGGCGGGAAGGCAAUCAGUACCACCAUCAACAAUAGCAACGGCGACAUCAACAUGAACAGCAUUAGCAUCAACAAGAACUGCCAGCGUGUACGCUUGCUAAAUAUUACUCGCACGUUGUGGGGUUUUUGAAAGCCCUAUUGUGUCGGUGCAUAUCGGGUGUUUGCGGGUCUAAACGUCUCAACCUGGGGCGCUCGUUAGCAUAGACGGAAAACCGGCUGUUUCGUGUCAGAAGCCAUGACAGAGACUGUCCUUGUUGGGCUUGAGAGCCCUCGAUUAUUACAUACAUUGUGUCAUAUUUGAAAAAAGAGUCCGGGCAGCAAAAAAAAAGCAUCAACAAGAACAGCAUCAGCAGCAACAUGAGCAUCAUCAACUUCAACAGCAGCAGCAGCAGCGGCGGCGGCGGCGGCGGCGACCCCAUUCGCCGCUCUACAGCAGUGUAUAGGCUGGGCGGCGCGGUGCCCCCAAAGGGCUCUACGCUCGGAGCCCAUAAGGCAAGGUUAUGCAGUGGACCGGUCGCCGCAGUGCUAAGGACAUUAAUGGGUUGGGAAGACUCGAUGUGACGGAGGGCGACGGUGGCGCCGCGCGGCGGCCGGUCGGCAAAACUGCUGCCUGUGAUAGUGACACGAGGGAGAGUGGUGGAGAGAGGGAGAGUGGAGAGUGAGGAGAGACAGAGAGAGGAGCGAGCUAGCCGGCGAGGAGCGGCUCGUGUGAAAAAGCUGUGUAACGCGUUCGGGCGAAAGUGGUGGCUGUUUUGAAGCCGACGCAGCGCUUGUAAAGCGAGCGUUUGAUAAAGAAAGGCGUGUGGUGUGGAGUUGUGUUGGCCGCAGGCUAGCCAGCGUAUAAACGAGCGAAGGAGCGAGCUAAAAUCGUGACAAGGGAAAGAGAGAGAGGAGAGACUACUGCGGCGUUUGUUGCGUUCUUGAGGCGAUUCGCCUCAAAACCCGUGUGCUGUCUUCUCCAAGGUAUGUUCUUUGUGUAACCUGAAGUGAGAGCGUUGUAUAGACGAGAGCGAGAAAGAGGGUGGGAGGGACGGCCGGAGGGGCCCCGAAGAGGGGCUCGGAGGCUGCACUGCCGAGGCCGCCACCUGCCGGCGAAGUGGCGAAGCUAGCCACUUGGGCUCGUAGAAAUCCGCGGUGUAUGUAGCCUAUCAUUAUUGUUGCUGUGUUUAAUAAGUAUGUGUGUGUGUGAGUUUGAGGUUGUCCAUGUUGGUAAUUCUAAUAGAGAUAUGGUUACUUUGGAUCAGCUGCUUGUGUUGAAUGGACGAGAUGCAGCGAGGGUAAUGGGUAAUGAAUACGCAUGACGCGUUGCGUACAACCGGGAGUGUUUGGUUUUCUUGUCGGUUAGAUAAUCUUUUUUAUCGUUUAUUAUAAACUUGGGCCGUAAUAUAAUCGAAAUUCUGUCA
Amphibalanus amphitrite is the source of this 1990-nucleotide messenger RNA. RefSeq names its product eukaryotic translation initiation factor 4E-like. Gene Ontology annotation, cellular component: eukaryotic translation initiation factor 4F complex. Bases 23 to 277 code for a protein of 84 amino acids. The transcript is spliced from 2 exons. The record is from RefSeq and is a predicted model, not a curated record. Gene Ontology annotation, biological process: translational initiation. NCBI's taxonomy places the organism in Eukaryota, Metazoa, Arthropoda, Thecostraca, Balanomorpha, Balanidae. Gene Ontology annotation, molecular function: RNA 7-methylguanosine cap binding; translation initiation factor activity.